Meira miltonrushii is the source of this 708-nucleotide messenger RNA. RefSeq lists its product as uncharacterized. The coding region runs from base 160 to 552 and encodes 130 amino acids. The record is from RefSeq and is a predicted model, not a curated record. The transcript has a single exon. Lineage: Eukaryota; Fungi; Basidiomycota; Exobasidiomycetes; Exobasidiales; Brachybasidiaceae.
GUCAUCUUGACAAUUUGGCGUAGAGGGUGAAUAUAUUUUUGCUAUGAUUGUUGUCAAUGCUGUGCUCGAAUGCAAUAUUUAAACAAUUAAGUUUGGACUACCCUUUUAGUGACAUCAUACAAUACUUUCUAUUCUUAUAAGGACAUCGUCUCGAUAGUUAUGCGAGCUAUCUUCCUUAUCACAUUACUCUUCCAGAUUAUGUUCAUGACUUCCAAUGCAACGUCUCGCUUAGGAGAAUGGAAAGAAGUGGAAGAGAGCAUUCAAGAGCGCAAGCCAAACAAUCCGCCUCCAUGUCGACCAGGUGUAAAAUCACCUAGCAUUACGGUCCUUCAUGAAAUCAGGCCAAACAAGCCUCCGCCUUGUCGACCAGGCGUAAAUGCAAAGAGCAUCUCUCUCAUUCAUGCUCCAACUGCAGUUAUUCAUACUGUUCAAGAUGGUGAUUCAGGCAAGCCAGCUUUUGAUCAUAAAGGCAAAAAGCCGAUAGAUGAUCACCGCGAUAGAGAUAAGCCAGGAAAGAAGUCAUCAUUGUUGAAGAAAAUGUUCAGAUUCUGACGAACAAGAUUUCAACUGCCAUCAAUUGAGAGCUGAAGUUGAUGUGGUGAUAGUCAAGCCUUGAGCAGUGAUUGCUAUCGGUUAGACCGGGAAGAUAUGAUCGAAGGAAGAGCUUAAAAUUGGGCGCUAGAUCAGUGUUGAAAGUGGAGUCAAUAU